UUACUGUCUUACAAUCAGACAGCCUUUGGCCACUCAGUAGGACAGCACGGAAAGAAUACUAGUAAGGACUAUAUAACAAACCUGCUAAAAAGCAUUAGGAGCUUGGACACAAGACCCCCAAAACAAGCUGCAGUUUGCCCCGACGGGUGGACAUUAUAUGAUCAAAAUGGGUACUGCUACUUGUUCUCCACCAUGGGUUCAUCGUUCGAGGAGGCUGAGGCAUUUUGUGCAACGUUCCUUAUGGGACAUCUAGCGAGUGUUCACAGUGCAGAAGAAAACGCCUUUCUUGCAAGUUUACGCCCAGCAGGCGCCAACAAUGCCUGGAUAGGCUUCACGGACUCUACCGUGGAGGGCACUUAUGUGUGGACUGAUGGAACUGCAGCUGAUUAUACGCUGUGGUAUCCUGGCGAGCCAAGUGGUGGGGUAGUAAGAAAUUGUGCCAUUCAACGCUUCACCAGUCCAAAUGACUGGAGAUCCCGCCCGUGCACAUUUAUACUCCCAUUUUUCUGCAGGGCUUUAUCAGUUGGUACUCUGGGUCCACCAGGGACAGGCGGACCACCUGGAACCAAUGGACCCCCAGGAACCAGUGGACCUCCGGGAACUGAGGGUGCACCUGGCACUGCAGGUCCACCGGGAACAGGAGGGCCUCCUGGCACAGGGGGCCCACAGGGAACAAGUGGUCCAGCUGGAACAGGUGGCCCUCCUGCAACCAGUGGUCCUCCUGGAACGGGUGGCCCUCCAGCUACAGGUGGACCACCUGGAACCAUGGGACCACCUGGAAGUAGUGGGCCACCGGGAACUGGAGCACCACCAGGGACCAGAGGGCCACCAGGAACCAGCGGGCCACCAGGUUCAUAUGGACCCCCCGGAACUGAAGGUCCACCAGGGACAGGAGGUCCACCAGGAUCGGGUGGUCCUCCAGGAACUGAAGGACCUCCUAGCACAGGAGGUCCCCCUGGCACGCAAGGACCACCAGGAACGGAAGGACCCCCAGGGACAGCAGGGCCACCUGGAUCAGGGGGUCCUCCAGGUACAUCAGGACCUGUCGGACUAGAUGGUCCCCCAGGCACUAGUGGUCCUGCUGGUGAAGCAGGGCCAACAGGAACUGGUGGGCCACCCGGACUGAAAGGUGUUACUGGAACUAUUGGACCACAGGGAAUUGGAGGUCCACCUGGAACCCGAGGGCCUGAUGGAACAAGUGGUCCACCCGGGAGAAGUGGUCCUCCAGGAACUGGUGGACCACAAGGCACCAGUGGACCACCAGGAACAGUUGGUCCCCAAGGAGCAGCAGGACCUCCAGGGACAAGAGGACCCCCAGGACUAAGUGGACCUAUAGGGAUGGUUGGUCCUGCUGGAACAGCUGGUCCACCAGGGUUAAUAGGGCCUCCUGGACCAACCGGGACAGGAGGACCACCUGGCACAGCCGGACCAAAAGGGCUUCCGGGAAACCAAGGGCCACCAGGUGACUCAGUGCAAGGCAUGAAGGGGAUGAAGGGCAUGGCAGGGGAUCCAGGUCAGCAAGGACUUCCAGGGUCUGUUGGACAUCCGGGAGAGAAGGGAAUGCAGGGAGCCAAAGGCCUUCCGUUCGUUGGAAUGAAAGGAGAAAAGGGAAUGUCUGACAGAUUUUUCGUAGUAUUGCGUGGACGGACAUUUUCUCCAACUACAAGAUUCUUUACACGAACAGUACCCCCAACUACCAGAUUCUUUACACGAACAGUAUCUCCAACCACAGGACGGUUUGCACGAACAUUACCUCAAACUUCAACACGCUUUGAGAGUCUUACUACUCGCUUUGCCUCACAAGUUACGACCACUGGUCCAUUCCUUUUCCUAAAAGGUGACAAUCAGAAUGGUACCCCAAGACGUGACAACAGCAAAGAAGACUCCGAUAUUCUGCAACAACUGAAGGACGCUGUGGUACAUGAAAUUGUACUAGGAGUAAUCAUAGGAACGGUUUUCCUAGGGACUAUCUACCUCUAUGUAGCCUAUUUUAAGCAAGUGACGUAUGAAAAAAUUGAAAUUGAAAAAAUAAGAAGGAAAUUGGAGGGGAUGAAGCCUUAAGAGGGAUCUUUAUUCAAAUGCCCAUAUUAAUCAUAUGAAUGUAGAAACUGGGGCGGGGAUUUUUCAAUGUCAAAAGAUUAAUUCUAUGACAAAUAUUUCUGGUAACGAAAAUAAUACCAAAAAGAUUAACUAUUUAAAUACCAAUAUCAUGAAAUUGUCUUACAAAAGCCAUGCACACUAAGCAGGUCUGAGGCACGAGUAUCCUAUACGAGGUUUGUGUCUCAGCUAUAAGUGACUAUAAUCUUGUGCAAUUAAGCCGACCAAGUUUUAAUUUGACUGUAUACACAAAAUGUGAAACUGAACUGUAUCUUUCUCCAGAUAACUAAUAUGCAGUUACUAAAAAUGAUGUUACUGUUCAUUUAGAAUAUUUCUGUUCUUGUCUUUGU
This is a messenger RNA of Lingula anatina, 2447 nucleotides long. RefSeq lists its product as uncharacterized. NCBI's taxonomy places the organism in Eukaryota, Metazoa, Brachiopoda, Lingulata, Lingulida, Lingulidae. Gene Ontology annotation, biological process: extracellular matrix organization. Gene Ontology annotation, molecular function: extracellular matrix structural constituent conferring tensile strength. The record is from RefSeq and is a predicted model, not a curated record.